UCCGGUCAAAUAAUUUUGUCAAUUUCUGGAAGUUUCCUAGUGACAAAUUAGUCUAAGUUGAAAACAUAUCGAUUUGUGUAAAAUAAAACGACUUUAAAGGUCUCGUUGUAUCGAUUUUGUGCCGUCGAAAAUACCCGAAGUAGUUGUCUCUUAUCACUCCGCAAUAAAAGCCCGAAGUAGGCGCGACUCAAUUCAAAAUCACUUCCGUGUCAAGCGAGUGAAAAAUGGGCAAAACACCGGCAAUUGGCAUCGAUUUGGGCACCACGUACUCGUGUGUGGGUGUCUGGCAGCAGGGCAAAGUGGAAAUCAUCGCCAACGACCAGGGAAAUCGCACCACUCCAAGCUAUGUGGCCUUCACCGACACGGAGCGGCUCAUCGGCGAUGCCGCCAAGAACCAAGUGGCGAUGAAUCCCAGCAACACGGUGUUCGACGCAAAGAGACUCAUCGGAAGAAAGUACGACGAUCCGAAGAUUCAGCAGGACAUGAAACACUGGCCCUUUAAGGUGGUGAAUGAUGGCGGCAAGCCGAAAAUCCAAGUGGAAUUUAAAGGGGAGGUCAAGAAGUUUGCACCGGAAGAGAUUAGUAGUAUGGUGUUGAGGAAGAUGAAGGAGACAGCUGAUGCUUUUUUGGGGAAAGAAACCAAGGAUGCUGUUAUUACGGUUCCGGCGUAUUUUAAUGAUUCACAGAGACAGGCCACCAAGGACGCUGGGAUGAUCGCAGGUAUCAACGUUUUAAGAAUAAUCAACGAACCAACAGCAGCAGCGCUAGCUUACGGCUUGGACAAGAACCUAAAAGGCGAACGCAAUGUUCUUAUUUUUGAUUUAGGAGGUGGCACUUUUGACGUUUCAAUUUUAACAAUAGACGAAGGUUCUCUUUUCGAAGUCAAAGCUACAGCUGGUGAUACACAUUUGGGAGGUGAAGACUUUGAUAACCGCCUUGUCAAUCAUUUCGCUGAGGAAUUUAAACGAAAAUACAAGAAAGAUUUAACUAAAAACCCUCGAGCUUUGCGUCGUCUUAGAACGGCAGCAGAAAGGGCAAAAAGAACUCUCAGUUCUAGCACGGAGGCGUCUCUAGAAAUCGAUGCUCUUUUUGAAGGAAUUGAUUUUUAUACAAAAAUUUCCAGAGCUAGAUUUGAGGAACUCAAUUCAGAUUUAUUUAGAGGCACGUUGGAACCGGUCGAAAAGGCACUAAAUGAUGCCAAAAUGGAUAAAUCAAUGAUACAUGAUGUAGUUUUGGUGGGGGGUUCUACCAGAAUUCCAAAAAUUCAAAGCUUGCUGCAGAAUUAUUUCUCUGGGAAAACCCUAAAUUUGAGUAUUAAUCCUGACGAAGCUGUGGCUUAUGGCGCUGCCGUUCAAGCAGCCAUCUUGAGUGGUGACAGCAGUUCUAAAAUACAAGACGUAUUGCUUGUUGAUGUUACUCCUUUAUCACUUGGAAUAGAGACAGCAGGAGGUGUAAUGUCGAAAAUUGUGGAACGAAAUGCGAGAAUUCCAUGCAAACAAACUCAAACAUUCACCACUUACUCGGAUAAUCAGCCGGCUGUAAGCAUUCAGGUCUUUGAAGGAGAAAGAGCCAUGACAAAAGAUAAUAAUUUGUUGGGAACCUUUGAUUUGUCUGGAAUACCACCUGCCCCUCGUGGAGUCCCAAAAAUCGAUGUUACGUUUGAUUUGGAUGCAAAUGGCAUUCUGAAUGUUUCAGCAAAAGAGGUUAGUACCGGCAAAUCGAAAAAUAUUACUAUCAAGAAUGACAAAGGGAGACUAUCUCAAAGAGAAAUCGAGAAAAUGUUAGCAGACGCAGAACGUUAUAAAGAAGAAGAUGAUCGACAAAGAGAACGAAUUGGUAGCAAGAAUCAACUUGAAAGUUACGUUUUUAACGUAAAACAAGCGGUGGAGGAAGCUGGAAGUAAGUUAAAUUCAGAGGACAAGAAAAAAGCUUUGAAAGAAUGUGAAGCUUGUAUUAAAUGGUUGGAUAGUAACCAAAUGGCAGACAAAGAAGAAUUUGAGUAUAAAUUGAAGGAAGUAUCUAAAAUCUGCAGUCCAAUUAUGACUAAAUUACAUAGAGGUGGUGGUGGUGGAACUGGUGGUGGGAAUGAUGGUCCUACAAUUGAAGAAGUCGACUAAUUUGACAUCUUUUGCCUCAUCAUAGCUUGAGUUUUUGGCUUAUUUAGUUGAAGAUUUGUGUGAUAAAUGAGAUUUGAAAUAAAGCGUUUUAUUCCAGACA
Messenger RNA from Tribolium madens (black flour beetle), 2217 nucleotides. Its product is annotated as heat shock protein 68-like. Gene Ontology annotation, biological process: protein refolding; cellular response to unfolded protein. Bases 225 to 2117 code for a protein of 630 amino acids. Lineage: Eukaryota; Metazoa; Arthropoda; Insecta; Coleoptera; Tenebrionidae. Gene Ontology annotation, cellular component: cytoplasm. Gene Ontology annotation, molecular function: heat shock protein binding; ATP-dependent protein folding chaperone; misfolded protein binding. The record is from RefSeq and is a predicted model, not a curated record. The transcript has 3 exons.